GAAGUGUUAGUCACUUACCUUGAUGCCGGCAUCAUAUUUUCCAAUUAUAGUCAUUUUAGCACAUGUUAAAGCCAUUUACGGGCAUCUUCAUAAAUACGCACUUUUUAAAAUUAUCUUAACAUAUAUUUAUGUCAGUAAAGUGUUCGUUUAAUGGUUGGAAAAUGAUCUUUUCUUGCCUUGAUGUGAGGUUGUCGUUUAGCCGUUAGCUCGCCGUUAGCUCGCCCGGACGGCAGCGGCCGGCAGCCCGCGGGAGGAUGACGGAGGUGGAGGAGCUGCGGCCCGUCCCGGAGCGGGCCAUCCUGGAGAGCUUCUUCACUCAGCUCGGCUUGUUUUCUUUCGACCGGGCGAAGGACUACGUGGAGAAGGAGAAGGACAGCAGCAAGAGCGCCGGGGCCAUCUGGGCCGCGCUGCUGGCCGCUCUGGCUCACCUGGCCGCCGCGGAGAAAGCGUACCACAACAUGACAUUCCUGGGACAGAAAAAUGGCCAGUCCUUCUUCAGCCGUAAAGACUCCAUCCGAAACAUCUACACCUCGCUGUACAACGAGCUCAGGAAGGUGGUGACGGCGGGACGUCACGGCCAGCUGGGCUCCGCCUCUUACCUGGAGGACCUGCUGUCACACCUGUCGGAGCAGCUCUGUCACUUCACUCAGGCCCGGAUGGAGAUGGCCGACCUGUACGAGAAGAUGCACGCGCUGGGCAGCCAGAAGAGCAUCAACUCAGACGAGCUGGUCACCACGCUGGAGGCCGUCCUGCAUAAAUACAGCUCAAAGUUCCACCACCCGAUCCUGGGCCGCGUGGAGGAGGGCUUCCAGACGGAGGUGGACGUGGUGACCCAGCUGCUGCGCUGCCAGGCCCAGGUGUCUGAGUGGCACUUCCUGCCCGCUCUGCUCAGCCUGCACGGCGCCAACUCCAAGCUCAUCGCCUGGGGUCAGCUGUUCCAGCGGCAGAAAGAGACCCGCAAGCAUCUGUUCGGAGGUCAGUCCCAGAAGGCCGUGCAGCCGCCGCACCUGUACGUGUGGCUGCAGCGCUUCCAGGCGGCGCUUCUCGCAAAGUUCAGCUUCUAUUUCCACGAAGCGCUGAGCCGACAGACCGCUCCGGCCGACAUGAGAGCGCUGACCGCUCGCACCACGCCGGACUACCACGGCAAGAUCUGCUCCUUCAUCCGCAAACACGACGCCAGCAACGUGUCUCUGGUGUUCGACAACCGCGGCUCUGAGAGCUUCCAGGGCCACGGCUACCACCACCCGCACUCCUACAGAGAGGCACCGAAGGGCGUGGAGCAGUUCCCCGCCGUGGUGUCCCUGCCGUCGGGGGAGCGGCCGUUGACGCACUGGCCAAACGUCAUCAUGAUGAUGGGGGACCGCGCCACUGAGCUCAACACUCUGGACAAGGUGGUGCACUUCUACGACGAUAAAGUUCAGAGCACCUACUACCUGACGCGGCGGCCCGAGCCGCACUUCACGCUGGUCGUUAUCUUCGACGGCCGGAAGUCGGAGAAAGAUCUGCACAUCGCCGCCUUCCUGCAGGAGAUCUCCGGCUCGCUGAGGAACUCCAAACCCUUCAGCACCCUCAAACCCGGAUCAAAGGGCUGAAACACGAACUCAUGAAGAACCUCGAGUCAUUUCAGAUAAAUAAGAUGGUUAAACCUUUAAAAACUCAGCAAACUGGUGUGAUUUCCUACAAAAACAUGGAAAGAAAUCAAUCAGCAACUU
Molecule: messenger RNA, 1712 nt
Organism: Plectropomus leopardus (leopard coralgrouper)
Lineage: Eukaryota; Metazoa; Chordata; Actinopteri; Perciformes; Serranidae
Source: RefSeq, a predicted model, not a curated record